Molecule: messenger RNA, 805 nt
Organism: Caenorhabditis angaria
Lineage: Eukaryota; Metazoa; Nematoda; Chromadorea; Rhabditida; Rhabditidae
Source: the annotation of a GenBank genome assembly
AUGAUAGUUUUCUAUGGAUCUUUCGACUCCUCAUCCGAUUGUGAAGUUCAAAGUUCUAUCACAACUUGGGAUGAUUGUCUAACUGCGUGUAAAUCAACAAAAGCUUGUUAUGUGGGUUUUGAAAAAGCCAAUUCUCUUUAUAUUCAACUUUUUUCAGCAAACUUUCACUGACUCACUGACAUCUACAACUUGCAGAUUCUGCGGUUUCGGAGCUCUUACUAAUCUCCAAUACCUGAAUCAGGUCUCUGACACAAUUAUUGCGAUCAAAAGUGAUACCACAACAUGUCCAUCUGAAUUAUCUACUGAACUUUUGCCAUCUUUGAAAGUUUGCAACGGAACUGCCCCUAGCAAAUUUGUCCGCGAGAAAUACACAGUUUGCAGCAUGCGUCGCAAAUAUACUACCUACUGUACUAAAUCCGUUGCCUCUGACUAUUGUGCUGAAAUUGGCGCGAUAAUAAUUGGAAUGGAAAAUUCUGCAGAAACUACUAAAAUGACGUGGCGAAACCCGACUUAUACAGCGGAUACAGGUUCAUGGCUCGCGUUGGUCAGGGUAAAUGGUACUUUCGUUUGGCAAGACCCGUGGCUAACUGGGGAUGGAGAUAUUAAUUGGGCUGCAGGUCAUCCGAUGACCGGAUACAAUUGCGGAGUACUUCAAGUUAACACAAGUCUGAUUCAAAGUCAAAGGUUGUUUUUGGUUCUUUCUAACCCCGCCUCCACCAAUUAAUGUAUUUUCAGAUGCGAAGUCACAACCUGUUCCGGCUCAUUUUGUCCUCAAUUCGUAGUCUGCGGCUGGUUGAUGCAGUAA